Schistosoma curassoni is the source of this 747-nucleotide messenger RNA. Lineage: Eukaryota; Metazoa; Platyhelminthes; Trematoda; Strigeidida; Schistosomatidae. The record is from the annotation of a GenBank genome assembly.
AUGUUACAAAUACAAAUAAAACAUCUUAAUGAUGAUUUAAAACAAGCAUUAUUAAUAAAACCUAAUCUUUAUUUAUAUCAAAAUAAUCAACAUGAUCAUCUUAUUGAACAAUUAAAUUCUAUUACAAAUCAUUGUAAUCAAUUAGAAAAUGAAAAUAUACAAUUAAAACAAACAAUAAAUAAAAUGUCAGAACAAGCGAAACAAUUUGCUCAAUUAUCAAUCAUAAAUGAUAAUGAUCAUAAAUUAUUUAAAGCAAUUAAACAAAUUUAUCGAUUAUCUAUAGAAAAACAAUCAUUAAUUGAAUUAAGUAAUAGACUUCAAUCGAAAUUACGUCAAUUAAAUCAAUAUCAACAACAACCAAUCAAUAAUAAUAGUAAUGAUGGUGAUGAUGAUGAUGAUUUAAACAAUAUUCAAAAUUCAAUGAUCAAUCAUUUAAAUAUGAUAGAUAAUGUAAAAAAUAUGAAAAAACCGUUAAAUAAUAAUAAUAAUGAAUCUAUUACGAUGAUAAAAGAUAAUUUAAGGAAUACUCAUUUAGAUAAUGAUCAUGAUCAAAAACAGCAACAACAUCAGUAUCAUAUGACUGAUGAUGUUGAAUCAAUAAUAACAGGGAAAGGAUCUAUUUCUACUAUAUUUAAAUUAUUAGAUGAAGUUCAUUCAUUAGACAGUGAAAAUGAUAUUGAAAGUUUAUAUGGAAAUAGAUUAAUUAUAAAAGGAAAACAUAAAUAUAUCCAUAAUUCUAAAGUAUAA